This is a messenger RNA of Didymosphaeria variabile, 2991 nucleotides long. RefSeq names its product 18S rRNA maturation protein (gene EFG1). Gene Ontology annotation, molecular function: zinc ion binding; DNA-binding transcription factor activity, RNA polymerase II-specific; RNA polymerase II cis-regulatory region sequence-specific DNA binding. Gene Ontology annotation, biological process: positive regulation of transcription by RNA polymerase II; mitotic cell cycle. Lineage: Eukaryota; Fungi; Ascomycota; Dothideomycetes; Pleosporales; Didymosphaeriaceae. Gene Ontology annotation, cellular component: nucleus. The record is from RefSeq and is a predicted model, not a curated record. The transcript is spliced from 4 exons. The coding region runs from base 1 to 2991 and encodes 996 amino acids.
AUGGCUACUGGACAGUCCCGAACAUCCUCGAGUCGCGCCGAAGAUAUCAAAAAAUGGCAGAUCCAGACACGCGACGGAGAUGAGAGGACCGUCUCAACGGCCAAUAUAUCGACACUUUAUGAUGGCUUAAUGAGCUUCCUCAAGGCCAUCUUAGCUCACACCAGAGAGCAAGGGACCGAGGUUUCGUACUACUCGUCCUUGGAGCAGAGCAUCGCAACCUUGUUCUUCUGGGGGCGGGAUUUUGGCGUAUCGCAGGGCGAGCUUGACGCAGCGCUGCAGUAUUCUCACCGCCUGCGUGACACCGUUCUGACUCUUCUCGUUGCUUUGGGAGAUCUUCUGAAUCUCGGACUGGUACAGGUCGUUCCUACGGUUGAAGAACGCCAGGCACUAUCCAAAACCUCGAAGGUAGCCUCGCUUACGGAAAAUGCUAAGCUCUUAAUCGACGAGCCGGUGCAGGCGGCGAAUUACAAUGGAGAGACUAUCGAGCAGCUUUGCAAAUCGUUGAAGAACAUAAUCGAAGGACUUACGAUCCUGAGUCCGAGCCUAGAGGCAAUUGCAGAUGACGAAUCUGACGAAGAAGAAGCUAGGGCCUGGGUGCAGCUCAAGGACCGGGCUGCUCAUGAGUAUUUUAUCGAUAUCGUUAGCUCACGUUUUCCAUCUGCCAGCCAGCAACUUGUGCAGGCGCUUGGUCAGUCCAACUGGGAUCGAUACAACUAUAUCCAGAGAUUGCGCGAAAAUGCAAUCGAUGAGCCGACUCUAGUUGGGACAGACAAAGCUCGAUCCGAGUUUCAUGACUCUGGGAUUGGAAGUUCAGCCCCAGCUCAAUCGGUAGUCGCUAUCGACCGUCUGGAGUACGCGGCUACCGUCGUCUCAAUACGAAUGUUGUUUAAGGAUCGCGAAGCUAUGACGAGUCACUUGGAGUCACAGCACGGUAUGAUUAACGAAUCGACAUCAAGUACCUGCCCACUCUGUCUUGAAGAGAUAUAUGGAGGUCGCGACAUCGUUUUUCUUCACUUCUCUCGUCAUAUGGAGGAAAUAGCGCUCGGAGUGUUACCCCAGGGAUCACAAUCGGAAGAUGGCUCAGCAAGUUCAGAUGAUGAGGGAGUGGAGCAGCCUCCAAACGAUGCAUUGCAAUCAGAUGGCUCUCAUGAUUUGCCUCCUGAAAAGCUACCCGGGAGCAUCCCAAUAAGCAAGGCGCCCACUGAAGAAGGCUCAGCUCACAGCACUUCUGCGCGGUUCCAAAGGAGAGGACACGUCGUAGGCAGGCUCAAGUGCUAUAGCUGCAAAAGAGAUAAGCAGCAAUGUAUGCCUCAAGAACGUAAAUGGCCACAGCGAUGCGAUCGAUGCGUCAAAAGAGACCUCCCAUGCUCAGAAGGCCUGCCCCGGCCCCGACGCCAAACAUUGAACAGUACUCCCGCACAAUCGGUGAACAGGGAUGAGUUCCAGAAUACACACGACCAAAAGCCACUCACAUCCACAACAAGGCUUAGCACAAGUUUUGAGGGAGACGAAGAGCCCUACACUACCAAGUGCAUUUGCGGCUACUCCGAUGAUGAUGGGAACACAGUCCUGUGUGAGUCGUGCGAUACAUUGCAACAUAUCCAGUGUUACUACGAAUCUGUCGGCGAGGUCCCAGACGUUCACGAAUGUGGAGAUUGCAACCCCCGACCUCUCGACUUUGUGCGCGCACAAAAAAGACAACAGCAUCAAGUAUGGUACAACAGUGACUACUCCAAGUUAUUGAAGGCGUCUGAAGCUUUUUUGGAGGACGUACCACCCACAACUGGUCACGGAGGUCGAACUAGGGAAUUGACAAUCGAGUUUGGUAGCAAACUUGACGAGCAUGGAUUUCUCCAGACAGCUGCCCAAGCGAGGGAACAUGAUAACAACGACUCAAGUGAGUCAGCUGAUCCAGGAUCAGAAGCAUAUGUGCCACCCGAACGAGUCACGUGCGUCUAUCGCAGCACCCGUGGUGAAAGAUGCGUGAACGUCGAGGAGCAUCAUUUUAAAGGCCACCGGGACAAGCGAGGUCGUAUCAUCGGGACUGGUCCAUACGAAGGGGACGAUGAAAUUCUCCCCAGCGUAAAAGAUUGGCCAUCGAACCUUGCAGCGCGUGAUGUAGAGCAGCGACAGAUGCGACAGCAGAACGGACUGCCCAAUCUAUCCUCGGCUAGACUUGGCAGCUUGACCGGAGAUGAGCACCUUGGGCAAGCUUCUCUCGAGAUGUCGUCACACUCUUACGAUAAGCAUCUCCUUUCGAGGUUGAACACGAACUCUGUACAAAGCGCCAGCCACGAAAAGAGUGAGGCCGCCAAGAUAGGCCUCCAGGCUGCUCAGCGUGCCCACGCUCAGCAAGCGGACAAUUCCUCUCAUCGGCAUCUCGACAAUGAGAAAGGUGCCAGACUCGGACAUGACGGGAGAGAACCGUGGAUUGAACAGCAGAGUAGCGCAAUGCUCCCUCCUCCACGUCAUCCAACCUCUCAUUCCGAGCUGCAUGAUAACCUUGGCGACUGGGGGCCGGUCUACCACUUCGCAGGGCACGGAGACUCGGAGUCUAUGUCCCAUCAAUCCACUACUGUUACAGGUCCGGCUAGCGCCUUACCUGCAUUAGAGGAACUAGCUCCGCCAUCAGUAUUGCGCGAAGCGACAUCCGGUACCUCGAAUCAUCGUCGAGGGCCUUGGUCUCCACAUGAAGACCGCUACCUUAUCGAGCUUGUGAAUCGGAAUGGACCGCACAACUGGGUCCGAAAUUCGCAAGAACUGGGUACACGGUCACCAAAGCAGUGUCGAGAAAGAUAUCAUCAAAAUCUUAAACCUACGCUGAAUCGCGAUCCGAUCACCCCAGAAGAGGGCGAGCUCAUUGAGCAGUUGGUCGGCGAAAUGGGUAAGAGAUGGGCUCAAAUCGCACGGAGGCUCAAAGAUCGCAGUGACAACGCCGUCAAGGAAUGGUGGAAUGGAAGCCACAGACGAAUGACAAACCAUAAGAAGUAA